Molecule: messenger RNA, 2081 nt
Organism: Kickxella alabastrina
Lineage: Eukaryota; Fungi; Kickxellomycota; Kickxellomycetes; Kickxellales; Kickxellaceae
Product: chaperonin Cpn60/TCP-1 family
Exons: 2
Coding region: 371-1990 (539 amino acids)
Biological process (GO): protein folding
Cellular component (GO): chaperonin-containing T-complex
Molecular function (GO): ATP hydrolysis activity; ATP binding; ATP-dependent protein folding chaperone
Source: RefSeq, a predicted model, not a curated record
AAAAGUUUUACUUUCCACUAAAAUUAUCGCUCCCCUUUACUUAUGCGUGGGGUUUCUGAGAGGUUUCCAUCACAACCAUGUGCUUCGUAUGGCUUCCAAACCUUCCAAAUGUUUGUUGCGUGCUGUGAAUUGGGUCAAGCUGCGACCGAGAGUGCUGCAUUUGCUUGCAUUUGUUUGAGCUCUCGUUUUCAGUUCCUUGCUUUUGUCAUCUCGCUUUUCUCAAUUUGGUCUUUAAUUUUUGGCACUUAUUUAUUAAUCUCACAUUUUUCUUUAUUAUUGCUUGUCCCUUGCCAGCGCGUCAUUUCGUCUCUCGGUCAGCAUUACAAACCACCCUUUUGCCAGCCACCCCAUUAAUUACACUCUUCCUAGAAUGAGCGCAAUUUACACUACCGACGAGUACGGCAGGCCGUUCAUUAUUGUCCGUGAGCAGGACAAGAAGAGCCGCAAGACCGGUAUUGAAGCCACAAAGGCCCAUAUCAUGGCUGCAAAGACUGUUGCCAACAUCGUGCGCACAUCCCUCGGGCCGCGCGGACUCGACAAGAUCCUCAUUUCCCCCGACGGCGACAUCACCAUCUCCAACGAUGGAGCGACCAUCAUGUCGCAGAUGGCCAUUGAGAACCAGAUCGGUAAGCUCCUCGUCGAGCUUUCCAAGUCGCAGGAUGAGGAGAUUGGCGACGGUACCACUGGCAUUGUCGUUCUCGCUGGCGCUCUCCUCGAGCAGGCAGAGGAGCUGCUUGACCGCGGCAUCCACCCCAUUCGCAUCUCUGACGGCUUCGAGCGCGCGUGCAAGAUCGCUGUCGCCCACCUGGACAAGGUCUCGGACAUUAUCCCCUGGAGCAAAGACGACACCAGCGACCUGUUCAAGUGCGCAAAGACCAGUCUGGGCAGCAAGAUUGUAAACAAAUGCCACGACCAGUUCGCCCAGAUUGCCGUCGACGCUGUCCUGGCUGUCGCCGACCUCGAGCGCAAGGACGUUGACUUUGAGCUGAUCAAGAUGGAGGGCAAGGUUGGCGGCGAGUUGGCCGAUACCGCCCUGGUCCACGGCGUCAUUAUCGACAAGGACUUUUCGCACCCGCAGAUGCCCAAGGAGAUCAAGGACGCCAAGAUUGCCAUCCUGACAUGCCCGUUCGAGCCGCCAAAGCCCAAAACCAAGCACAAGCUGGAGAUCAGCAACGUCAAGGAGUUUGAGGAGCUGCAAAAGUACGAGCGCGAGACCUUUGAUAAGAUGGUUCAGCAGGUCAAGGACUGCGGCGCCAACAUUGUUGCCUGCCAGUGGGGCUUUGACGACGAGGCCAACUCGCUGCUCUUGCAGCACAAGCUGCCUGCCAUCAGAUGGGUUGGCGGCCCUGAGAUCGAGCUCCUGGCCAUUGCCACGAACGGCCGCAUUGUGCCUCGCUUCGAGGACCUUACCAGCGAGAAGCUGGGCUCUGCCGGCACCAUCCGCGAGGUGAGCUUUGGCACGACAAACGAAAACAUGAUUAUCGUCGAGCACUGUGCCAACUCUAAGGCUGUCACCGUUUUUGUUCGCGGUGGCAACAAGAUGAUUGUCGAUGAGGCCAAGCGCUCGCUCCACGAUGCCAUGUGCGUGGUGCGCAACCUCAUUGUCGAUAACCGCGUAGUGUAUGGCGGAGCUGCAGCUGAGAUCAGCUGCUCGAUUGCCGUCGAGAAGGAGGCCGACCAGGUGUCGACCAUUGAGCAGUAUGCCAUGCGCUCGUUCGCCCGUGCUCUCGAUGCCAUCCCGAUGACCCUGGCCGAGAACAGUGGUCUUCCGUCCAUCGAGACACUGUCGUUUGUCAAGAGCCAGCAGAUCAAGCAGGGUAUCUCGAGCCUUGGUGUUGACUGUAUGGACACAGGCAUUAACGACAUGAAGGAGCAGUUUGUCUUUGACCCCCUGAUCUCCAAGCGCCAGCAGUUCUUGCUUGCCACCCAGCUGGUAAAGAUGAUCCUGAAGAUUGACGAUGUCAUUGUUCACAAGUCGGGCGAACAGUAAAAAAAUUAACAUGAAACGUUUUUAUUUCUAACUAAAAAAUGCGGCAAAUUACUGCUGUUUUGUUUACUUUAAUUCAUUUUUGGGAAAAAGG